Messenger RNA from Racocetra persica, 203 nucleotides. Lineage: Eukaryota; Fungi; Glomeromycota; Glomeromycetes; Diversisporales; Gigasporaceae. The record is from the annotation of a GenBank genome assembly.
AAUCUAGUUGGAAAAAACAAAUAUACCCCGACCGAAAUAUUUCUACUCUAAACAUACCUACAAUAAAUAUUAGUAGCAAUGAGACUGAAGAAUGCAAAGCUUUUGAUAUACAUUUUCUCAUUUUUGAAAUUGAUGGUGUAUUUUGUAAACUUGAUGAUGGAAAAAUAGUAGGAGAUUUUGCUUUAGAAUUAGAAGCAUAUUUU